Molecule: messenger RNA, 2985 nt
Organism: Lampris incognitus (smalleye Pacific opah)
Lineage: Eukaryota; Metazoa; Chordata; Actinopteri; Lampriformes; Lampridae
Gene: slc28a1
Product: solute carrier family 28 member 1
Exons: 15
Coding region: 11-1792 (593 amino acids)
Biological process (GO): nucleoside transmembrane transport
Cellular component (GO): membrane
Molecular function (GO): nucleoside:sodium symporter activity
Source: RefSeq, a predicted model, not a curated record
AGGGCUUUCCAUGCUAUUCAAUGGCAUGGAGGAUUAUUUUAAGGCUCAUUCAAGAACCAUCAAAUACGUUGUGCUGGGCAUAUUAGGAGCAGGGUAUGUGGCGUACUUCAUCGCGGCCUGUGUGUUGGAUUUCCAAAGGGCCAUUGCUCUCGUCGUGCUGACCAGUUUGGCAGUUGCCUCCAAAACCUAUGAUCUUUUAAAAACAUACCAGGGACGCCGCAUCAGUCAGUGGCUUUGUCCUGCAGUGCAAUGGUUCAGUUCGCACAUGAGGUGGAUUAAAUGGGUGUUUAUAGUCGUGGUCCUGGCCCUGCUAGCCACCUGGCUCGCUAUAGACACGUCUAAACGUCCAGAGCAACUCAUCUCAUUUGGAGGGGCCUGCAUGUUGGUCCUGAUUAUGUUCAUCUCCUCGGCACAUCGGGCAGCGGUAUCAUGGAGGGCUGUCUUCUGGGGACUCGGCAUGCAGUUUUGCAUUGGCCUUUUUGUCAUAAGAACAGAGCCAGGGCUUACGGCUUUCAAAUGGCUUGGAGACCAAAUUCAGAUAUUCCUGAACUACACAAAAGCUGGCUCCAGCUUUGUUUUUGGAGGGCUGACUGAAAACAUUUUUGCAUUCCAAGCUCUGCCCAUCGUCGUCUUCUUCAGCAGUGUGAUGUCAGUUCUUUAUUUCCUGGGGCUCAUGCAGUGGCUCAUUGUGAAGAUCUCAUGGGUGAUGCAGAUAACGAUGGGAACCUCACCCACCGAGACCUUGAGCGUUGCAGGCAACAUAUUUGUCGGACAGACCGAGGCGCCACUGCUCGUUCGCCCUUAUUUGAAAGACAUGACUAAAUCGGAGGUCCAUGCUGUUAUGACCGGGGGAUUUGCCACCAUCGCAGGCAGCGUAAUGGGGGCCUUCAUCGCAUUUGGGAUCGAUGCAUCCUCACUGAUAGCAGCCUCUGUGAUGGCUGCCCCUUGUGCCUUGGCUAUGGCCAAACUGUCUUAUCCCGAGACAGAGACGAACCAGUUCAAGUCGGAGAAAGAUAUUAAAAUUACUUGUGGGGAUGAGCGGAACGUUCUGGAGGCCGCCAGCAGCGGAGCGUCUGCAUCGAUAGGCGUGGUUGCUAACAUAGCUGCCAAUCUCAUAGCCUUUCUUGCCAUCCUGGAUUUCGUAAAUUCAGCUUUAAGCUGGUUUGGCAGUAUGGUGGGAUACCCUUCGGUCACAUUUCAGCUUAUCUGCUCAUACGUGUUCAUGCCUUUGGCCUUCAUGAUGGGAAUACCAUAUGAUGAAUGCUUUAUUGUGGCCAAGCUAAUUGGAACCAAGCUUUUUCUGAACGAGUUUGUGGCCUACACGGAGCUGUCAGAGCUGAAGGACCACAGGCUAAAUGGACUAGAUGAAGUUAUAGAAGGUGAAAGGCAAUGGAUCUCUGUCCGAUCCGAAAUCAUAUGCACAUAUGCUCUUUGUGGGUUUGCCAACUUUAGCUCUUUGGGCAUUAUGAUUGGAGGCCUGUCAUCCAUAUGCCCAUCCAGAAGACUUGAUGUCUCAGCUUUAGUGUUGAGAGCCCUAUUCACAGGGACAUGCGUAUCUCUUAUCAAUGCUUGCAUUGCAGGGAUACUUUUUGUUCCUCCUCUCGACUGCGUGGAGGUGUUCAAUACGUCCAAUGGCACGGGAGUGGACAUUCAAACAUGCUGUUACGACCUCUUCGACAGCACUAUAAAGAACGGGACCAUCUCAUUUGGCGGCUCUUGGAGCACAGUGGCAAAUGCUACUCAUUAUUUUACUAGAUGUUGUGGUCUUUUUGAUGUGCCAGUUUGUAAUUAGACUUUCCUAUGGAAAAGAUAAUGUCCUAACAUGGGCAAGGUAAGCUGCAAUAAUUCACAUAACUUGACCAGAUGUAUCUGCAUUAUAUAUGUACACACACACAUAUAUAUAUAUAUAAAUUAGUGUUUUUAUUCUAAUUUAGCUGCCGAGAUAAAUGUACAGUAUCAGCAACUCAUAACAAAUUCCUGUUCUUUCACAAUCCACCUUCCCCAUGAAUUACAUCAGCUUUCGCUCAAAGUCAAAUCAUCGAAGCGCAUGCCUUCAAUAAAAUAGCUCAGGAAAUAUUCAAAAAUCCUCUCUGAAGAAUCAGAGAAAAGUCAAGUUUAUUUUUAUUUUUCACUUUGAAUAAGAAUAUAAUUGUUACUUUGUUUUUUACCAAAUAAAAACUUGAAAUAAAAAAAAAGCAAAUCAGCCUUAGACACAAAUGUUUUACACUUUUAUUUUAGAAAAUUAGCUGACACUUCACAUACCAAAAAUUGACAGUGCACAUUUAUUUGCUUUUCACUCACUCGCUCACUCAUUCAUGUGCUCACUCACUCCCUCGCUCGCUCAUUCAUGUGCUCACUCACUCCCUCGCUCACUCACACUCGCUCGCUCACUCACUCGCUCACUCAUUCAUGUGCUCACUCACUCACUCACUCACUCACUCACUCACUCACUCACUCACUCAUUCAUGUGCUCACUCACUCAUUCGCUCACUCAUUCAUGUGCUCACUCACUCAUUCGCUCACUCAUUCAUGUGCUCACUCACUCCCUCGCUCACUCAUUCAUGUGCUCACUCACUCCCUCGCUCACUCCCUCACUCACUCACUCAUUCACUCGCUCGCCCACUCACUCACUCACGUUUCUUUCACUUAUAUUUAGUCCGUACAUUCUAUGUACACAUGCUUCUGAGACUGUCUUAUUGCUUGAGUCACACAAUGCCUCCCUCCAUAUUGCAGUGUCUUUGUCAUAAUCUUUUUACUGCUGUCUCCUGUUUGUUAUAAUUACUUGAGUUUCAUUGUCUUUUUUUCUUUUCUUUUUUUACUUAUCGAGUUGUUUUCUGUAAAUAAAUAAACUGUGUAUGCAAUCAAAAUUCAUUUUUCAGUCAAAAGCAGCUUAAAUUCAAACGUGUUUUUUAUGUACCAUUUAAAGCCACCUAUUAAACAGAAUCCAACCAAGAAUCCAUCGUGGAAACUGAAGAGGUUUCAUGA